AUGUCACUCUUCCGUCCCCAGCUUCUUCAACACCUCAGGAAGGUGCGUUUCAAGACCCCUGAUGGGACAGAGAUCACGUUUGAUGCCAAUGGAGAUUUAGUCACAGAAUUUGAUGUACUACACGGGCAGAAGACUGCUGAGGGACUGUUCCACUUUGUCCACAUAGGUACAAUCAAGAGAGCCUCUUUAGGGGACAGAAUGACAGUCCAGGUGAUGGAGGAGGAGCUCCAGCUCUGGUCUGGUGAUGGGAGGUGGGCUGAGGGAGGCAGAACCACUGCCUUUGCAGGUCUGCAAAGGGAUGGGCCACCAGGAGUGCAUGUGGGGGCAGGGUCAGCACCUACAGGAGCCUCGGAGCAACUGGGCUUUUCCAUCAUCAGCCAGGUCCCCAGCUCUGUCUGCAGCAGGAGUUGUGCUCCAGGAUUCAGCCAGAUCCCCCAAACAGGCUUCCUCCACUGCUGUUUUGACUGCAGCCCCUGCCCUGAGGGACAGUUUGCAGACCAAAUAGACAUGAAGCAAUGUCUUCCGUGCCCAGAGGAACAGUACUCGAGCAGCACCAGAGACAGCUGCCUGCCUAGGACAGAGACCUUCCUGGCCUUUGAGGAGCCCAUGGGCCUCACGCUGGCCUCAGUAGCACUCAUGCUGGCUGGGCUAGCGGUGCUGGUCCUUGGGGUGUUUCUGAAGCACCGGGACACACCAGUGGUCAGGGCCAACAACACAGCUCUCAGCUACAUGCUCCUCACCUCUCUGGCCCUCUCUGCUUUACUCUUCAUUGGCCGUCCUACCGCUGCCACUUGCUUCCUCCGCCAGACCACCUUUGCCAUUGUGUUCACUGUGGCUGUCUCCUCCAUCCUGGCAAAGACCCUCACCGUGGUCCUGGCCUUCAGGAUCACCAGACCAGGGGACAGGGUCCAGAUGUGCCUGGGACCCAACGCCUCCACCUUGGUGGUCCUCGUUGCCUCCUUAGUGCAGCUUGUUCUCUGUGGGGUCUGGAUUGGCACCUCCCCACCUUUCCCAGAUAGGGACACAGUCUCAGAACCCAGCCACAUUGUCAUCCAGUGUCAGGAGGGCUCUGGCAUCACUUUUUCCUGCGUGCUGGGCUACUUGGGCCUCCUCGCUGGAUUCACUUUUUCUGUGGCCUUCCUGGCCAGGGGUCUGCCCGAUGCCUUUAAUGAGACUAAGUUCCUCACUUUCAACAUGCUGCUCUUUUGCAGCGUCUGGACAACCUUCCUGCCCCUGUACCACAGCGCGCGGGGCAAGUCCACAGUGGCUGUAGAGAUCUUCUCUAUCCUGGCCUCCACCGCAGGGCUGCUGGGCAGCAUCUUUAUCCCCAAGUGCUAUAUCAUCCUAUUAAAACCAGAGCGGAAUACCCCAGGCUGGUUGAGGCGAGAGGACCUGGGAUUAGUGGGAAAGACAGAGCAAGGAGCUCCAGAGCUGGCAUCUGCACAGGCCCACACCACAAAUCUUCACAAACCAGUCCUCCCUGAAGACAUUUGGGCCAUUGAUUUGCGUUCAUUGUUUCUGGGUGGAUUGAAAGAAAUUUAAAAGUCAGAUCAAGAAAGAGAUGAAGCACACAGAUAAAAAUGCUAAUGACUCUUCUAUCAAGGUGAUGGAUAUAUGGAUGGUCAUUGAUUAGUCCCUCCAUGCAUAUUGUUCAAAAUUAAAUAAGUUUGAAAAAGGCUGAUGAUGCAAUAAUAAUAAUAAUAAAAAGUGUUGGUAAGGAUGAAGGGAAACUGAAAUUCUUUUUUUUUUUUUUGUGGUUUUUUGGCCGGGGCUGAGUUUGAAUGGGUUUGAACCCGCCACCUCUGGCAUAUGGGACUGGCGCACUACUCCUUGAGCCAUAGGCGCCGCCCGGGAAACUGAAAUUCUUAUCCUCUAGUGGUAGGAAUCUAAAAUGGGAGAUAGUCUGGUAGUUCCUAAGAAGGUUAAACACAGAGUAACCAUGAGACAUAGUGAUUCUGCUCCUAGAUACAUAUCCAAGAGAAAUGAACACAUAUGUACAUGAGAAAACCCGCAUAUGAAUGUUCACAGCAGCACUAUCUAUAAUAGCACAAAAAUGAGAACCACCUACCAACUAAAUAGUCAUCAACUGAAAAAUAGAUAAACGAAAUGUGGCAUAUAUAUACAAUGGAAUGUUAUUUGAUGAUUAAAAGGCACUGACAGGUGCCACACCAUGCACAAACCUUGAAAACACAAUGUUGAGUGAAAAAAACAGACACAAAGACCAAAUAAUGUAAGAUUCCACCUACAUGAAAUAUCCAGAAUAGGAAAAUCCAGAGUUACAACACAGAUUAGUGGUUGCCUGGGGCUGAGGAAGA
Molecule: messenger RNA, 2315 nt
Organism: Nycticebus coucang (slow loris)
Lineage: Eukaryota; Metazoa; Chordata; Mammalia; Primates; Lorisidae
Product: vomeronasal type-2 receptor 26-like
Exons: 4
Coding region: 1-1542 (513 amino acids)
Biological process (GO): G protein-coupled receptor signaling pathway
Cellular component (GO): membrane
Molecular function (GO): G protein-coupled receptor activity
Source: RefSeq, a predicted model, not a curated record